This is a messenger RNA of Spea bombifrons (plains spadefoot toad), 1739 nucleotides long. It is a transcript of the gene LRIT2, whose product is annotated as leucine rich repeat, Ig-like and transmembrane domains 2. Bases 1 to 1704 code for a protein of 567 amino acids. NCBI's taxonomy places the organism in Eukaryota, Metazoa, Chordata, Amphibia, Anura, Pelobatidae. The record is from RefSeq and is a predicted model, not a curated record. The transcript has 3 exons. Gene Ontology annotation, molecular function: protein binding.
AUGGAUACGGCUUGGCAGCAUUUUCUCUUCCUGCUUCUAUUGGUCGAGGUCGGCCGGGCUUCCUCUUCGUGUGUCGCCGGGUGCUCCUGUUCCAACGAUACAUUCGGCAGAACACUGCUUUGCAUGUCAUCUUCCCUCAGAAGAAUACCGGAAGACAUCCCUUCAGACAUUCGCAAAAUUAGAAUCGAAAAAUGCCAUCUGACGGAGUUGUCCAGAGGCUCAUUUGGUGGGAUCAGCAGCUUGGAGCACCUAUGGCUUAACUUUAACAACAUCACUGUCAUGCACCUGAAAAGCCUGGAAGAUGUCAAGAGUCUGAAGGAGCUUCGGCUACAAGGGAACAAGCUGAGGUCCAUCCCGUGGACGGCAUUUCAAAAUACCCCCGGCCUGAAAAUCUUGGACUUGAAACAUAACAGGUUGGAUGUCCUCCCUGAGCAUGCGUUGAGGUUCCUGGCAAACCUGACCUACUUAGACUUAUCCUUCAAUCAGCUUACCAUCAUCUCCAGAGACGUCUUUUACAACUGGCCUCUGUACCAGACGGCUUAUGGAUCAGAAGGCAGAGCAGAAGCCCGUUCCAGUGCUGUCCUAGCUUUACAUGACAACCCGUGGACGUGCGACUGCCGUCUGAGGGGUUUCGUCGGCUUUGUCAAGUCUCUGAGCCCCCCUAUAAUACUGAUGAACCCCUAUUUAGUGUGCGCGAGUCCAGAUUCCAAGGCAGGAAAGUCCUUCCAUGAGGUGGAACUAAAUGAAUGCACGAAGCCAGUGAUCUCGGCAGCGGUCACCAACGUCACCGUCCACGUGGGACACAAUGCCACCUUAACAUGUCUGGUGAAAGCAGCUCCUGCACCAUCUAUAUGGUGGACCCAUGGGAAAAAGAUCAUUAAAGCAUUUAAUGUAUCUACCGUUGACGAAGAGACCAUUAAAUCAGAAAUGGCGAUCCCUUCCGUGAGCCCUACAGAUGCAGGAACAUACAACUGCGUAGCCACAAAUUUCCUGGGCAACGCUUCCACGUCAAUAUUUCUGAGCGUUCAGUCUCCAAAAGCAGAAGAUCCAUCGACAUUCCAGGCCUACUCCGUCCCGCCAUCUUCUUCCGAGGAGAACGUUUUCAUAGAUGUUAGAAUUUCCAAACAGACUGUCUACGGAAUCGCCUUGGAAUGGUUCGCAGCGACGGAGAACCCGUCGGAAACCUGGUACACCAUCUACUUUGGCCGGUACGAUGACGCGGACAAGGACGUGAUAAAUAUCGGCCCCGGCAUUUAUACCUACUCGGUGAACGAUUUGUCGCCGGCCACCAAAUACGAAGUGUGUAUCACCUUGAAGAGUCAACCCCCUAGGAAGGGCCAGUGCAUUGUGUUCAUGACAGGAAGUGACAUCAGUGAACUGGAACAAAGAGAGAAGCUCAUUCACAUAAUCGUGAUUGUGUGCGCCAUGGUGCUGGCGGUGCCCGCCGGGAUGUACGCGUGUACCACCGAGACAAGGUUCAACUGCUUGGAGAAGUGCGUAGGGCUUUGCAGGCAGAAACGUAAGGCCCAAAAAACUCUUCGGAAAGAGAACACCAAAGAAAGCACCUUCGACAGUCUACAGGCCAGCAGCGAGGAGGGUCUGUGCCACCGCGAAACCAACGACGAGAAUCGGAGAAGGAGGUGUUCGGAAGAAAAAAUAAACAAGGCCAAACCAGACAACAGGAAUCCGGCAGAACUUUAUUAAAAGCCGUGGCUUUUACGUCCUCGGGACUUAUUGGU